Messenger RNA from Hippocampus zosterae (dwarf seahorse), 745 nucleotides. RefSeq names its product homeobox protein Nkx-2.5-like. The coding region runs from base 278 to 745 and encodes 155 amino acids. Gene Ontology annotation, biological process: regulation of transcription by RNA polymerase II; cell differentiation. The transcript has 3 exons. Gene Ontology annotation, cellular component: nucleus. NCBI's taxonomy places the organism in Eukaryota, Metazoa, Chordata, Actinopteri, Syngnathiformes, Syngnathidae. Gene Ontology annotation, molecular function: DNA-binding transcription factor activity, RNA polymerase II-specific; RNA polymerase II cis-regulatory region sequence-specific DNA binding. The record is from RefSeq and is a predicted model, not a curated record.
CACUCACUCGAGUCUUCCGAGUGGGCUGUGUUCAGGUGUAAGGUGAGAAGCAUUCGGCGGGAGAUCAGAGCGUGUGGCCUGUCUGUUGGCUUCUUUUUCGGGUUGGUGGGGGGGGGGGGGGGGGGGGGGAAGGUAUGACAGAGGACAUCUCUUGUUUUCCCCCUAGCAUGCAUUUAAAGCUGCACGGGCGACCACUUUGCAACUCAGUGUCAGGGGGUCAGGCGGCAUCGAGCACAAAAGGAGCAAGAAGAAAAUUGCAAGAUCCAACAAAAGAGGGAUGACGCAUCCUGGCGCGUCGACACCGUUUUCAGUCGAGGAUAUUUUGAAGCAGCAGCGUGGCUAUGAAAAUCAAGUUUUGGAGUCUGAGCAACUUGCUCCAGUGCGUGACCGCAACAUGCAAAAAAAGCGUCUCGCACACCAAGCAGAGGUGGACAACGAGUUGAAGAAAGUUGACACACGUAUCGAUAGCAAGGGCGGCUCCGAAAGAGGCGCGGGCUCUCGCAGGAGGCCACGCGUGCUCUUCUCCCGGGCUCAGGUGAGCGAGCUGGAGCGUCGCUUCCACCGGCAGCGCUACCUGUCGGCGGCAGAGAGGGAGCAGUUGUCCCUGGUCAUCAAGCUCACGUCCACCCAGAUCAAAAUCUGGUUCCAGAACCGCAGGUACAAGUGCAAGCGGCAAUGUCAGGACAGGAGUUUGGAGCUGAGGGGGGCCUACACGUGUGCACUGGACACUCUCAGAGGCUGCUGA